Molecule: messenger RNA, 2228 nt
Organism: Wyeomyia smithii (pitcher-plant mosquito)
Lineage: Eukaryota; Metazoa; Arthropoda; Insecta; Diptera; Culicidae
Gene: lush
Product: general odorant-binding protein lush
Exons: 5
Coding region: 254-784 (176 amino acids)
Biological process (GO): sensory perception of smell; olfactory behavior
Cellular component (GO): extracellular region
Molecular function (GO): odorant binding; dibutyl phthalate binding
Source: RefSeq, a predicted model, not a curated record
CUGUGCAGUUUUAAUCAUAACGUAGAAACGAUAAUUAUGACGCUUCGGUAAUUACUAAGCUCACGAAUCAAAGUGACUUAAUUGCAAAACCGGUGAAGUUGAAUAUCAUAGUUUCGAUGACACUGCAAAUUUUAUUGCACUUAUAAAUUAGUGAAGUUUCAUUUCACACACUGAGUUUGAUUUAGGUUUUCACCAUGAGACUUCGUAAGAAAAAAAUAGUUUUAAAAGUUUAAUUCAAAUAUGAGCCGGCACAAUGAGAGGUUUGAUAAUUGUGACAUUAACGGUCGUAUUAAAAGUGUUAGAACCUAGCUAUGGCGCAAUGACUAUGAAGCAGCUGAAUAAUUCACUUGAUAUGAUGCGGAAAGCAUGUGCUCCCAAAUACAAUGUCAAUGAAGUUAGCUUGGAUAGUUUAAGAGCAGGAAAAUUUCCUGCAGAUCCGGAUAACGAGUUAAAAUGUUAUACAAUGUGUAUAGCACAAAUGGCUGGAACGCUUACGAAAAAAGGUGAAAUAAGCUAUUCGAAAACUGUGGCACAAAUUGAUGCAAUGUUACCCACAGAACUCAAAGCUCCUGCGAAAGAGGCUUUAAACGCUUGCAAAAACGAACGAAAUAAACUUUUAAGUGGGCUGAAACAACACCGCGUCGUAACCCGAACAAGGGGCAUUGUAUUAAGAAUUUUUGAGGCAAUAUGCAACUGCACAAACUCGGCUACACUGCCGGGACAAAGGUCAGGAACAACUGCAGCUGCUCCAACCGCUGGCGGAACUGCAUCCGAAAGCAAGUAACCAUAUUAAAUCAUCAAGGACUACAACUUCGAAUAAAAUUCUUUACAAAUGUCAUGCUGUUGUGAUGCCUGUAACCUUUCCACACAGGAUUUUUAGUUGAACAAGUGAUAAAACUAUACAAAUAAAAAAUAUAGUCGUACAACGGGAAGGAACAUAGCAUAUAAGAAUCUCACCGUUAAACCACCGUAUGAAAUUAGGUUUCUAUAUACCUAUUAUUCAAAAUCUACAAUCAGCUAAUGCAAACAUACACAUACACCUUCCAUUAAAGUUAUAGUGUUUUGCAAACUAAAGCGAAACAAUUUGAUCUCACAAUUUGAAUUCCCUCAAAACCGAUUCUUUCCUUACAUGUAAUUUACCAAAAAAAGAAAUGUUAUAUUUUUUAUAUGGAUUUGUAGAAUGACUAUUCGGUGUAUCAAAAAGUUGGUGUUCUAUGGUGACGACGUACUAGACCUUUUAAUGUUAUAUAUAUAUAUAUAUAUAUAUAUAUAUAUAUAUAUAUAUAUAUAUAUAUAUAUAUAUAUAUAUAUAUAUAUAUAUAUAUAUAUAUAUAUAUAUAUAUAUAUAUAUAUAUAUAUAUCAAUCUCGUAAAGCUCGGACUAUACUUUUGUGGAUUUUGGUCUGCUGAUUUAGAGAAUGAUUGUAAGUAGUUUUUCUCUCUCAAGUCUAGUAUUUGCAAUAUGGCUAGUAUAGCGUCUUUUAUCAGAUUAUUUUGAAAUUUGGAUUUGUUAGAGAAGAGAUGUAUGAUUAUAUUUUGGAAUCAUAUUUAGAAGCAAAAUUGUUUCAAUGAUAUUAACUUGAAAUUCAUAAAAACGACAAAUUUUACCAAACAAACACACAUCUUUUUUAAUUUGAUCGUAUAAAGUGUGUCCAAAGCUUUUUUAGUUGAUUUGAAAUUGGUGCAUUUCGUCUCGCUGAAAGUAUAAGUUCAAGGCACAUGUGGUUUUUCACAAAAAAAGGCAUAUCUCAAAAUCUAGACUCGAGAGAAAAACAUGAUCUUUUUUUAAAUCAGUGGACAAAUUACUCCAGUCCAGUGUUAUCUAUGUGGUCCCAUGACUCUGCACUGUUUAAAUUGCGCCCAAAUUUGCCUUCGUGUUGCUCAAAUCAAUAAUUGGGUGUAAAAAUUCAAAUUCAUAUCCACGGUAUUCAAUUUUAAGUAUGUAGGUUGAAUCAUUAUGCGAGAGUGCAUAAAUGGUGCUGGGCACUUAAAUUCGAAUUUAAACUUUAUAUUACAGUGCUGUAAGUCGUUUGCAAAAAAAUUAAGAAUGCUUUCGCAAAAAAAGACGCAUUCACUUUUCGAAAAACAAAUAGACGAUGUGUAACUAAUUAGUUUGUUUGUUACUUUUCUGUUUAUUCUAAGCACGUGCAAGCAUAUAGGUAAAUAUAUCAGAUAACAGAAAUUAUCAGGAGAAAAAUUGUUUUGAAUUACAAUACCUUUGAUAACUAA